AUGUCAAGGUGUGUCGCGGGUGUUGAAGGAGUGUGUAUGCUGGGAGAGCCGAAUGUGUGUGUAGCACUAUUGGCCGUGGAGGCAUUUGCAGGUGAGGAAGGCGAUGAAGACGGCGAAAAGCGAGACGAUGCUGCCGGCGAACGAGGCGAGAAACGACCAAGCCGGCAGGAUCCACCAGGCGAAGAUGAGAUUGCCGAACAGGCAGGAGAGUGCACCGACGCCGAGAAGAAGCAUCUUGACGCUGCCCAGAAUCGGGCCGGGCAGCAGACUUUUGGCCCAGAGACCGCAAAAGUCCACCACCAUCACGAGGCUGAGCAAGAAGACGCCGACGAAGAGGAGAGCAAGCACCACGAGGAUGGGCAACGAGUGGAAACAGCCGCCGUGCAACAGACUGCCGCAAUGCCAGUGUCGUGUCGCCAGACCGGAGAUGAGCAGUCCCACGCCGAGCACCAGAAGUGGUAG
Messenger RNA from Protopolystoma xenopodis, 462 nucleotides. The record is from the annotation of a GenBank genome assembly. Lineage: Eukaryota; Metazoa; Platyhelminthes; Monogenea; Polystomatidea; Polystomatidae.